CAGAGCUACGACCCUCGCGCCAAGCUGAUGCGCCAGGUGACGUACCGCGUGCUGGAGAAGCUGGGGCGCAAGGACUCGCUGCUGGACAUCGCCAUGGAGCUGGAGAAGAUUGCGCUGCAGGACGAGUACUUUGUCAAGCGCUCGCUGUACCCCAACGUCGAUUUCUACUCGGGCAUCGUGCUGCGCGCGCUGGGCAUCCCCGUGGAGAUGUACACCGUGCUCUUCGCCAUGGCCCGCACAGUGGGAUGGGUGGCGCAGUGGAAGGAGAUGGUGGCUGACGCCACGGGGCGCAUCACCCGCCCCCGCCAGAUCUACACGGGCGAGCUGCGUCGCAAGUUUGUGCCCGUGUACGAGCGC
This is a messenger RNA of Chlorella variabilis, 357 nucleotides long. RefSeq lists its product as hypothetical. Gene Ontology annotation, biological process: tricarboxylic acid cycle. The record is from RefSeq and is a predicted model, not a curated record. The annotation marks the transcript as partial. NCBI's taxonomy places the organism in Eukaryota, Viridiplantae, Chlorophyta, Trebouxiophyceae, Chlorellales, Chlorellaceae. Gene Ontology annotation, molecular function: acyltransferase activity, acyl groups converted into alkyl on transfer. The transcript is spliced from 3 exons.